Molecule: messenger RNA, 1023 nt
Organism: Prorocentrum cordatum
Lineage: Eukaryota; Dinophyceae; Prorocentrales; Prorocentraceae
Source: the annotation of a GenBank genome assembly
AUGGACGAGAGCCUGAUCCCAAGCAAGGACGGUGCCACAGCAGGUGCAGAGAAGUUAAAGUACGUGGUUGGUGAUGAGAAGAAGCUGUGGGACAAGCUGAAGUUCGUGACACUCGUCCUCCUCUUCCUACGGGUCUGUUUGAAUGUAUAUAUGAUGCUGGUGCGCAGGAAAGAGACGAGCCAGACAGAGGAAAUGUUCGGCUGGGCCAGGCUCAGCGUGUACGUCGUGUACGUAAAUAAUUUUGAAUCGUGUGUUUUCGCCAUAUACUUACUUCGUUUAUGCGCGUAUGUUGGUGUCACUUGCUGUUGUCCACGCAUUUGGGGACCCGCAGCUCAAGACUGUGCUGGGUGGUCAGCACUUGUGUGCCUGAGGUUCUUGACUGUUGAUCACUUCUUCCGAUACAGGCGGUGGGUUAAGUCGUAUGUUCGAAACAGGCAUUUGACCACGUGUUGCACACUGAUGUAUCCGGUCCUCUUUGCGGUAUUCGGGAGCAUCGGUGUGGUCGCUCUCGCAGUCAAGGUGGUCCGUGUGUCCAGCGGUUUGCAGCAAGAUGACGGUUUCGUGCUCUGCCAUUGGCUGAAGUUGGCCGCUUUCGCAAACCAAAUGAUCUCUCUGACCGAUAUAUCCUCCAUAAGGAUGGCACAGCAACAGAUCGCAAUCUUCGAUAAGAACACACACGCGAGUGGAGGAAACGCCGAGAUCGACCCAGGCGAGAGGAAUCAGAUAAUCUUAUUUUUCAACGCGUGUGCGCAAAAGAUUUGGAAAUCCACUGCCUAUGGCUAUAUACAGAAGACGGUGAUACUCGCAACAUUCGACCACAAUGACCUUCAUCUGGUAAGCCUGAAACAUAGGAGAAGUUACGAGAAGCAGAAUCCACAGAAGGAGAAGCCGUCAGAUACAGAAGAAGGAUCCGCCACGGACCUGCACCUGAGGGGCGAGGCAGUCCUACUCUGUGUCAUAGCUGGAGCGUUCAUUGUUGGCGGGACAGCGUCCGUUGUGAAGCAGGCACUUGACUCGUGUUGA